This is a messenger RNA of Anarrhichthys ocellatus (wolf-eel), 3003 nucleotides long. RefSeq names its product histidine triad nucleotide binding protein 2 (gene hint2). The record is from RefSeq and is a predicted model, not a curated record. The transcript is spliced from 8 exons. The coding region runs from base 544 to 1038 and encodes 164 amino acids. NCBI's taxonomy places the organism in Eukaryota, Metazoa, Chordata, Actinopteri, Perciformes, Anarhichadidae. Gene Ontology annotation, molecular function: catalytic activity.
AAGCUGUUAAAUAAAGGAGACAGAUACACAUAUUGAUCUUUAAGAAUCAGAAGGAAGGGUAAUUGUACAAUUCAAAAUAGAGUUGGUAUUGUAAGAAGUAGGGGAGGUAAUAAAAAACAGGAGACAGUCAUUACUAGGUUAAGAAUAGGGCACAGUAAUCUGAAGAGUACACUUCACACUUUAGGUAAGCAUCCAACCGCUUCCUGAGAUCAUUGUCAGGUACUAGAAACUGUAGAGCAUGUGCUGGUUAGUUGUAUAGCAGAUACGAAUCACAGAGAAAUGUAAUAUAACAUUUUGGUCACUGUAGGAGUUAACUAACUCCAGAAGAUGACAGUAGUGCAACGCUAAGGAUGCAAGCUACCUUUACAACCGAAGAAUAUGAAGAGAAGUAAACAUUACAAGGGAGCACGUAAAGGCAACAUCGCCGUACAACACAGUUUCAACUGUCAACACGAUUUUUUUAGACCACAGUGUUGUGUCAAAAAAACGAGUUAACCCUGAAAUAUUUACUUCGGAUAUACUAAAUUAGCUGGUUAGCUAGUUAUGUAUUUUAGGCAGAUUUUACGGACGCAGUUGAUCGGGACCAGAGCGGCUGACCUCAGCCGUUUGCAGCGUGUUUGUCGAGCCGAGAGACCACUGUGCACCAAAAGUGUCGAGGUGAGGUUGGCAGAGGAGGCCAGCAAGAAGUAUGGCUCCCCAGCUCCAACCAUCUUCUCCAAAGUGAUUGAUAAAAGCAUCCCUGUAGAUAUAAUCUAUGAAGAUGAGAAGUGUUUGGCAUUCAGGGAUAUCAGCCCACAGGCCCCUGUUCACUUCCUGGUUAUUCCAAGGGUCCCUAUUCCCAGAAUAAGUGAGGCCAAAGAUGACGAUGCAGAGCUCUUGGGACAUUUGUUGGUUAUUGCCAAAAAUGUGGCAAAGCAAGAGUCUCUAGAUGAAGGAUACAGAGUGGUGAUCAACGAGGGAAAGCACGGUGCUCAGUCAGUUUACCACCUUCACGUCCACGUCCUGGGAGGAAGACAGAUGAUGUGGCCACCAGGAUAAGGGCUUCAUGUGUCUCUUGUCUUUUCAGGCUACUUUCAUGUGUUUAAUCCCAGGAGCUCAUCCUCCUCCCGUCAUUCUGUACAACGACUAACUUCACCAUGCAAAAACAUGAUAAUAUGUUGAUUUGAUCAAAUAUAAAGAAUAAAUGUAAACAUUUAGACAUCAUGUUUGAUACGGCUGCAAAUAAAGAAAGUUUCUAUUGUGGAAAGAUGAAAACUCGACUAAAUUCUUUAAUCUGACAUCUAGCAUCUGCAAUAAGUGAUCAGAAGAUAAUGCAGAUAAUACUUCUACUGUUUCAAAAUACAAUGAGAAGUUCAAUCUAGACAGCGAUAGAAUUUUUGUUAGUGAAACUGAUUUGCAUGUUAUUUUGAAGCACGUUCAAUUUUCUACUCUCUAACCUCCACAGAUGGCAUGUGCCCAGAUAUUAGCAGUCUGGACUUGCUGGUAUUAUUUAGUAACAUCGGUGCCUGUGAGCAAGGUGGUUGAACUCUCCUCUAUAUUUACUUUUUAACCCAGACUAUCAGACAAAAGAGGAAACAAGGGCUGUAUUAAUGUAUUGAUCUAUGGAUAUUUUAAAUAGAAAUCAUGGAUUCUUACCGAUUUCUCUUGUGCACGUUUUUACCAAGAAGUAAAUAGAGAAGCGGAAGAGUUCUUACGAAAAUGCAGACUCUGCAAAAGGUGUGUGCAACACGAUGUCCCUAAUAUGUUUGUGCAUUUUAACGUGUAUUGCCAACAUACUGACACUUCUUUCUUGACGUGUUAGUUACACAAGUUUUGUUGAACUUUUGAAAAACUGGUUCAAAGUCUCAUCUCUCCUCAUGAACCGGAGAGAACUUUUAGUUUCUAGUUAAAAAUUCUAGUUUUAUCAUUACCCUUGCAUAUCUGAUAAUGACUUGUCUUCAUGAGUCAAUUAGGGAUGAUAUAAGUCUAAAUACCCCCCAAACACACAUACACCUGCUUUAUACUGUUAAAUGUGUUUGGACUAAUGUUGUCUAUCCAUUCAGCUGAAUUAUUCUAACUGUCUGUUCAAUAAAAUACUUAAAAGACAUUUGGGAGCAUUUUCAUCACGUUUAUUUCUCACAGAUUAAUUUCCACCACAUCUAAUACCAGCAGUUGUCUGCUAGUAUCAUUAAUAUAAACAAAGCAGGUUUCUACCAGUCGCAGGAUGUUUGUGUGUCUGCCUCACCUGGAGGAGCAGUAACCCUUUUGUCAAGCUUGUUGGUGGAUCUUUAACUGGUCGACUCGGCCUCAGCGGCAGUUGUUCAGAGGAUUGCGAAAGUCGCUCUGGAUUUGAGGUGUGAGUGCGAGGGAAGCUGGUAUGCAGUUUAGCAGGUUCUCUUUAGGCUGAUACUUUCUCCAGGGGGCAAACAGACGUGCACCAGGCAAAGGUUGAUCCGGGUCUGUCCUGCACCUGACGACUUGUCAAUCAGCUCUGUCCCAGAAGAAGCAAAUACAAGAUGAGUGUCCAAGAGGGUUCGGUUAAGAGCAGUGGUGUUGCAGUCAUGGAUGGUAGAGCUGAGAUCAUCUCUACCCAAAAGGCACCGUCAGACUCCACAAACAUAAAGACUCACCCCACCCUCAUCCUCAAUGGAGAAGCCACCACAGCUGAGCUCUGUGCAACAUCUGAGCUGGAGGAAGCCACUGAAGGACUUUCACUAGAAGAGCCCAAGGCAGUUCCCUUGUUGAGGGCGAACGGACCAGCACCUCUGGCCCCAGCGGACCAGCUAUGGAGCAGCAGCAGACACAAGGCAGUCAGGCUGAGGAUGGAGGGCUCGGGCCCGGCCUCAGAGACUCCCAUCACUGUCCAUCAGCUGUUUCUGGAGACGGUGGAAGCGUACGGGGAUCAUCCAGCCUUGGUUUCCAAAAAAGAGGGCCAGUGGGUGACCCUGACAUGGAGGCAAUACUAUGAGCAGUGCCGGGCAGCAGCUAAAAGUUUCCUCAAGGUUUGUUUGCAAAUGAACUUGU